GUAUCUAGGUGUCUGGGUGCUAUGGAGGAGCCCCGUCCACUCAUUUGAUUUUGAUCCAUCACAAGUUCAUCUAGAUACACUCUUUCUUUAUCAUCAAUCGACCUUUUCCUUGCAUAAUGUACUUCAUGACUUUAUACAUUCGCUCUGAAAACCAAGCAGAAUCAUCUCAACAGUAACGGAAGCCUUUUCCCCGUGUCUGGUGCGACACAAGUCAUUAAAAAGUGACUUUGAACAGCGUCAACGACCAAGCAACAUGUUCGACCAAAAGUUCUUGAACUCAUCCUCGACACUCGUCGUCCCUAAUGGGCGUCAGAGCUCCAGACACGAGCAUCGACCGCCUCUCAACUCAACCAUUACACUCAUUCAAGCCACCACUCACGACUCAGACCGUACUUUGCCUCAUGAAAGCAUCCCCGAAGAAGUCCAUGACGAUCAGUACAACCGGUUCUCGCCUACUCGAAAAAUCACUGUCGUUAUCCUCCUUUCAUAUUCUGCUAUCCUUGGACCCAUAUCCUCCACUGCCAUCUUAGCCUCUGUCCCCGAGAUUGCCAGAACAUUCGAAACAGACGCAGAUAUUAUCACUGCCAGCAACGCUCUUUACCUAGCUUCCAUGGGGAUCGCUGCCCUCCUCUGGGGUCCUUUGAGUCAAAUCUCGGGCCGCCGUCCGAUCCUCAUCGCUAGUUCAAUACUAUUCUUUCUUUUUACUGUGGCCACAGCGCUAUCCCCCAAUCUAGAAGCCUACUUUAUCUUUCGCAUAUGUGCCGCGUUUCAGGGAACUGCAUUUCUAGUGCUUGGAAGUGCUACCGUGGGCGAUAUCUAUGAGCCAAUGUCUCGUGCCUUACCAUUGGGAUGGGUAUUGUCAGGUAGUGUGACCGGGCCUGCCCUUGGUCCCUUUCUAGGUGGAGUCGUGGCUACCUUCCGCCCAUGGAGAUGCAUUUUCUGGCUGCUUGCUGCAUUAAACGGCUUCGCAGCAGUCCUCAUCUUGCUAUUCUUUCCGGAGACCAUCAGUCACAAAUUAAACACCCAUUUCAAAGGGAAGAGUCUGCCUCAGCAAACCAAGCAACUAUGGAGUCACAUCUCCCCCCUUCGCAUUGCGCGCUUGGUCUUUUCUUACCCGAACAUUUUCCUCACUAGCCUUACUGCCGGCGCCUUAGUGUGGAAUCAAUACGCCCUUCUCACCCCCAUUCGCUACGUCCUCAACCCUCGCUUCCACCUUGAAAGCCCCAUUGAAGCCGGCCUCUUCUACCUCGGCCCCGGUGGUGGCUACAUAUUUGGCACCUUUUUUGGUGGCCGUUGGGCCGAUCUUGUGGCUCGGAAAUACAUCCGUAUCCGCAACGGACGACGCAUACCAGAAGACCGUCUCCGCUCUUGCGUCUCCUUCAUUCUCUUUGCUAUUCCGGCAUGCAUCCUUGUUUAUGGUUGGACAGUUGACAAAGAAGUCGGAGGAAUACCAGUCCCCGUUGUCGCUAUGUUUAUUCAAGGGGUGGCCACGAUGUUCUGCUUCCCCAGUUUGAAUACUUACGGACUGGAUGUUAUGCAGGAGAGUGGUAGAAGUGAGGAGGUUGUCGCGGCGAACUUCGUUUGCCGGUAUAUGUUUGCUGCCCUCGGGUCGGGUGUCGUUCUACCUGCUCUUGAGGCAAUGGGCGUGGGGUGGUUCAGUACCAUCUCGGCGCUGUUGCUGGUAGCUGUAGGUGGUGGCUUAUAUCUGACCGCGGAGUAUGGUCCUCGAUGGAGGGAAGCGGUUGAUGCAAAGCUUCAGGCUAAGAAGGAAGAAAAGUGGAAAAGGAAGAGCGCCUCGCAUGUUUAAAUCUUCAGCAACCCAUCUGGGUCGCCACGUCAUAAGCAUAAUACCCAACUGCAUUGAUGAUUGAUCUCGG
This is a messenger RNA of Aspergillus neoniger CBS 115656, 1877 nucleotides long. RefSeq names its product putative MFS transporter. The transcript has 3 exons. The coding region runs from base 254 to 1807 and encodes 517 amino acids. Gene Ontology annotation, biological process: transmembrane transport. The record is from RefSeq and is a predicted model, not a curated record. Gene Ontology annotation, molecular function: transmembrane transporter activity. Lineage: Eukaryota; Fungi; Ascomycota; Eurotiomycetes; Eurotiales; Aspergillaceae.